This is a messenger RNA of Drosophila guanche, 1113 nucleotides long. RefSeq names its product L-aminoadipate-semialdehyde dehydrogenase-phosphopantetheinyl transferase. Lineage: Eukaryota; Metazoa; Arthropoda; Insecta; Diptera; Drosophilidae. Bases 154 to 1062 code for a protein of 302 amino acids. The record is from RefSeq and is a predicted model, not a curated record. The transcript has a single exon. Gene Ontology annotation, cellular component: cytosol. Gene Ontology annotation, molecular function: holo-[acyl-carrier-protein] synthase activity; magnesium ion binding.
AGCUUUCCCACUACGGGCAUACUGAAGCAGCAGAUCAAGCGAAAACUUUUUUUUAUUUGCUAAAACUACCAAGAAAACUCCCAAAAUGAGGGUACAAUCAAUUAGAUAGUUCUGUAAAAACAAUUGACUUAUCCACACUAAACUGCCAUCCCGAUGAGCAGACACGUUUGCACCCGCUGGGCCUUCGAUCUGGGCACAUGGACGCCCACGCUGCCGCAGCUGACGCAGGCGGUGGCAGCGAUACAGCCCGAGGAGCGCACCCGCCUGAUGAAGUUCCACUUCAUUGAUGACUUUUUGUCGUCGCUAAUUGGUCGGCUAUUAAUGCGUAAAUAUGUGAGCGUGUGCACAUCCACUGCCUACCAUCAAGUGAAAUUUGCUCGCGACGUGCGCGGCAAGCCCUACUGGGUGCGAGGGCAGAGCGAGUCGCCACCACUCAGCUUCAAUGUCUCGCACCAGGGCCAGCUGGUGCUGCUGGCUGGUAUCACCACCAGUGCGCCAGUGGAUGGCACUGAAACUGCGGAUACGGAGGCGACGGACUUUGGCAUUGGAACGGAUGUCAUGAAGAUCGAGUAUGGUGGUGGCAAGUCCCUGUCAGACUUCUUUCGACUCAUGAAGGGCAAGUUCUCGGCUCAAGAGUGGAGCUAUAUCGGCCGCCCACAGCACAAUGAAUCCGCCCAACUGAAGGCAUUUAUGCGUCACUGGUGCCUGAAGGAGGCCUACGUUAAAGAGCUUGGCGUAGGCAUCACAGUGGACCUGGAGAAGAUCAGCUUCUCUGUGGACACCACCCAUUCGCUGGUGGGGGCCGUCUCCCCGCUGACCGGCACCACACUGCGCUGCAACGACAAGCCCAUGGACAACUGGCACUUUGAGGAGCACCUGCUGGAGGAGAAAUACUGUGCUGCCAUCGCAUUCCGCAACUGCCUGCCCCAGGAUCACAGCAGGUUCGAGAUGCUGCGCUUCGAUGAGCUGUUUGCAAAGAGUGCAGACGCUGCCGAGCUGGACAGCAGCCUGGUGGCCUUCUGCAAGGAGGCGCUUCUGAAGCCCCACAAGAGCGAUCGCUAACUGAGGAUAUUUGUGUUAUCUAUAGAAUAAAUCUAGAUCUAUGUUCUAAAA